AUGGCGUCGUUUCUCCUUGUGUCAGUACUGUCGAUCAUUAUCUGUUUUGGCGAUUGCGUAACCGGAGACUACGUGCGAGUAUGUUACCAUACCAACUGGUCCCAGUAUCGGCCAGGGUAUGGCAAGUUCAUGCCCGAAGAUAUCCCAGCUGAUUUAUGUACCCACAUCAUCUAUGCCUUUGGUGGCCUUCGAGACAACAGCAUCACAGCUUUUGAGUGGAAUGACGAUAGCACUGAUUGGAGCGUCGGAAUGUAUGAGAGAACAAUGGCUCUAAAGAAACAGAACCCCAGCCUCAAGAUCCUGCUUGCUAUAGGGGGCUGGAACCAAGGCUCGGCAGAAUUCAGUGAAAUUGUUCGAACGAACAGCAACAUGCAACAAUUCGCAAAUCAGUCAAUAUCAUUCCUGCGACAAAGAGAUUUUGAUGGCCUUGACCUUGACUGGGAGUACCCGGGGUCGCGUGGCAGUCCACCCGAAGAUAAACAACAAUAUACAAAAUUGGUUAGGAUCUUGAAAGACGAAUUCGAGAAAGAGGCAGUGUCUUCCGGAAGGGAGCGUCUGAUGUUGACCGCCGCGGUUGCUGCUGGCAAUGAAACCACAGAAUCAGGAUAUGAAAUUGAUAAAAUUGCUGUUGAUCUUGAUUACAUUUUCCUGAUGGCUUACGAUCUCCAUGGAGCAUGGGAUGACUACUUGGGACAUAACAGUCCUCUGUAUGCAAGAGCAGGAGAAACGGAGGAAGACAAACUUCUUAAUCAGGAUUGGGCUGUUAAUAACUGGUUGUCGCAAGGCACCCCGAAUCACAAGCUUGUAAUGGGCAUUGGUACAUACGGGCGAUCAUUUAAAAUGUUGAGCCCGGAUGGAAACAACAUGGGGGAUCCAGCCACAGGGCCAGGUACAGCUGGUACAUUCACCAGGGAAGCGGGCUUCCUUGCAUACUACGAGAUAUGCGAUAAUAUCUUGAAUAAAGGUUGGACGAAGAGAAAUCACCCUGAACAUUUGGUACCGUAUGCCUUUAGCGGUGACCAAUGGGUAGGUUUUGACGACGUGGAGAGCGUCAGAUCCAAGACGAAUUAUAUAAAAGCCAACGGUCUUGGUGGGUCGAUGGUCUGGGCCAUAGAUUUGGAUGAUUUUACAGGAUCCAAAUGUAACCAGGGAAAAUACCCAUUGCUUACAGCGAUAACAGAUGAGCUGGUAUCAGAUGUGGUACCAGAUAUGUCAACACAAGUACCAAAUAUGUCUUCCUCACAAGCACCUACACAGGUUCCCUCACAAACUCCAAUGCCUACUCAGCCCCCUCCACAAACAUCAGAACCUACCGUGGCUCCCCCACAAACAUCAGCACCUACUGUUGCUCCUCCACAAACAUCAGCACCAACCGUGGCUCCUCCACAAACAUCAGUACCUACCGUGGCUCCUCCACAAACAUCAGUACCUACAGAGGCUCCUCCACAAACAUCGUCUCCCACCGUCGACCCUCCAAAAACGUCAGCCGCUACCCAAAUGCCAACGACUGGAAAUGUGCCCGAACAAACCAUAGCGCCUACAGAUGCACCAUCAGCACCUUGUGGUGAAAAUGUUAGUUGUCCGUCUGCACAUUUAAUGGGUAACAAAUGUGAUCCAAACAAAUACUUCGUUUGCGAUCAUGGUGAACCCCUAGAAAGGUCCUGCCCCUCAGGUCUCAUCUGGGACGCAGAUAUCAAGACAUGCAAUUAUCUUGAUUUAAGUUUAACCACUGGAGAAUACGUCCGUGUGUGUUACCACAACAUAAUGUCACAGGACCGCCAGUCUGCCGGUCAGUUCCUGCCUGAGGAUAUCAACCCACAUCUCUGUACCCACAUCAUUUACGCCUUCGGUCAGAUUUCUAACAACGAACUUAAUGGAACUCACGUGAACGACGAGAGUACGACUGAUGGCCCUGGCAUGUUUGAAAGAACUGUUACCCUAAAAAAGCAGAAUCCACAUCUUAAGGUCCUAUUGGCUGUCGGGGGAUGGCUGCAAGGAAGCAAAUCGUUUGCCAAGUUGGUUGAAAAAGAGUCUAACAUGCGUUUAUUUGCCAACAACGCUGUCACGUUUCUAAGAGAGCGAAAGUUCGACGGCUUUGACAUAGACUGGGAGUACCCUGGUCACCGCGGAAGUCCGCCUGAGGAUAAACAACGUUUCACCACUCUGAUACAAAUUCUGCGAGACACCUUUAACACGGAAGCGGCCAGCACGAGUCAACCAUGUCUGUUAUUGACAGCUGCAGUAGCGGCGAGUCAAUGGAUAACGCAGUCUGCGUAUGAAGUGGACAAACUAGUCGGAAACUUGGACUUCAUAUUUUUGAUGUCCUAUGACUUACAUGGACACUGGAACCAUCGUCUUGGACACCAUAGUCCUUUAUACAAACGAACUGGUGAGGUGCCACCUGAUAGUCUUCUUAACCAGGACUGGGCGGUACAUAACUGGAUCUCUUUGGGUGCCCCUCGUGACAAGUUGGUAAUGGGAAUCAGUUUAUAUGGACGGUCCUUCACCACAUGGUGGCCCUCUGAUCAACCAAAGAAGCUGGGAACGGGAUGCAAAAGUGGGGGGACACCUGGACAAUACACAAACGAAACGGGCAUCCUCGCCUAUUACGAGGUAUGCGAUAAUAUAAAGAAUCAAGGCUGGACGAAGGAGCGUCACUCCGAACACAAGGUGCCCUAUGCCUACAGCAGUGACCAGUUUGUAGGCUACGACGACGAAGAGAGCGUUAGAAUUAAGAGUGAAUAUAUAAAGGCGCAGGGUCUUGCUGGGGCAAUGGUUUGGUGUCUUGACCUAGAUGACUUUAAAGGUCGAUUUUGCAACAAAGGUCCCUAUCCUCUCCUGCAGAAGAUAAAUGAUGUUUUAAGAUCAGAUCAAACAACAACGAAGGUACCGCUACCAGCAACGUCUUCCAAAAGCACACUAUCAAAUCUAACAUCUGCUCCUAAAAUAACACUAAAGCCAACAACUGUUCCGAAGGGAACGCCGAAACCAACACUUGUUCCGAAGAGAACACCAAAGCCUACACUUGUUCCGAAGGGAACGCCGAAACCAACACUUGUUCCGAAGAGAACACCAAAGACAACACCUGCUCCCAGCGUUCCUCCAACAGGUUCAUCUUGUGGUAUGUAA
Ylistrum balloti is the source of this 3129-nucleotide messenger RNA. Its product is annotated as probable endochitinase. Gene Ontology annotation, molecular function: chitinase activity; chitin binding. The coding region runs from base 1 to 3129 and encodes 1042 amino acids. Lineage: Eukaryota; Metazoa; Mollusca; Bivalvia; Pectinida; Pectinidae. The transcript has 16 exons. Gene Ontology annotation, biological process: carbohydrate metabolic process; chitin catabolic process. Gene Ontology annotation, cellular component: extracellular region. The record is from RefSeq and is a predicted model, not a curated record.